UUCUUCAGUUGGACUCAUUAGAAUGGACUUUCCUGCCACCUGUUGGAUUAAUACUUGGAAUUAAGUUUGGAAUGUAACAUUCAUGUAUGGAUUUAGUCAACGAAACAAAAUGGCGGGUAUGGGUUAGGUGGAGAUGAGAGUACCUUGCCUGAGGAUAGCAACGUCAGCUCUGCCCAUUCUACUACUAACAAGAACACCCAUAUCUCCCCUGUUGUCAGGAGACAGAAGAAAAAUAACCUCUCGACCGAACAAAGACAGCACCGUAGUGCAUCUAUGUACGAUACUAGACUUUCUGAACUCUUCCGAUUAGGGGGUUUAGAAGAAGAGGAGGAGGAGGAAGAAGAAAUAGAAGAAGAUGGCGAUGGUGAAAAUGAAGAAGAAGAGGAAGAAGAAGAUGACGAUGAGGGGCAUAAAGGAAAAGACCUGGCUGUUUCUGAAGCAAUAGCAGUUAAACCUCAAUUAGAUCUGGUUAGACCCAGCCUAGAUCCGCUUAGACAGAUCAAUUUCUUCACUAUCUUUGAUUUUGAAGAAGGAGAAGAUGAAGAUUUUAGUUCAGAGAAUGAUGAGUCUGGUAGCGCUGGAUCUCUAAGUGCGGAACAUAGACGUCAGGCACGUCUGUCACUCACAGAGUUUCUUGCCGAUCCUCGCAACUUUGAUGGUAGCUCAGAGACCCAGCAACCAAAUGCAAUGGAUAGGGGAAAUUCUGUUUUGAGAAAACUCAGCUUUCUAAAAGUAGGAGGACAGCGAAGAGAGAAGAAGAAGGAAAAAGAGAAAGACAAGGAAAAGGAGAAAGAAGAGAAGAAAGAAAAGGAAAAAGAGAAAGAACGGAUAAAGGAUAGUAUCAAGCAGCAUAAUUUUGUAAAUUCAUCAUUCUCAAACUCAACAAAAUGCAACUACUGUGAGAAAACCCUUCAGAACAAGCCAGCUCUCCAGUGUCAAAUUUGUUAUGCCAAUGUUCACACUUCAUGUAAAGAUAAUGUCGCUCCAUGUGCAAGACUCACAAAGCAUCCCAAAUCGGUAAGUACACCAUCAGAACAGUUUUAA
Molecule: messenger RNA, 1044 nt
Organism: Lytechinus pictus (painted urchin)
Lineage: Eukaryota; Metazoa; Echinodermata; Echinoidea; Temnopleuroida; Toxopneustidae
Product: major centromere autoantigen B-like
Exons: 9
Coding region: 274-1044 (256 amino acids)
Biological process (GO): regulation of Rho protein signal transduction
Source: RefSeq, a predicted model, not a curated record